This is a messenger RNA of Amblyraja radiata (thorny skate), 4003 nucleotides long. RefSeq names its product calcium/calmodulin-dependent protein kinase type 1. The record is from RefSeq and is a predicted model, not a curated record. The transcript has 12 exons. Gene Ontology annotation, biological process: protein phosphorylation. NCBI's taxonomy places the organism in Eukaryota, Metazoa, Chordata, Chondrichthyes, Rajiformes, Rajidae. Gene Ontology annotation, molecular function: ATP binding; protein kinase activity. The coding region runs from base 213 to 1373 and encodes 386 amino acids.
GACGUCACUGCGGCAGCAGCAGCAAUCGCCCCGGGCCAGCGCUGGAUGGAGCGGGCGGUGCAGAGAGGAUAGAGCGCUUGCCUCCUAUUCCCCCCCCCCCCUCCUACACACAAAGACCCACACACACACUAGCCUACAGCCUGACACCCUCACACCCUCCGCAUCUCACACCCAAAACGCAGUGGAGAAACGCUGCACUCUGCAUACAUAAGAUGCCUCUGGGAGAGAUGGACAAAACAUGGAAAAAGAAGGAGGAAAUUAAAGUGGCGUAUGACUUCAAGGAAGUCCUGGGAACAGGCGCAUUCUCUGAAGUGGUGCUGGCGGAGGAGAAGAGGACCCAGAGGCUGGUUGCCAUAAAGUGUAUCCCCAAGAAGGCUUUGGAGGGUAAAGAGAACAGCAUCGAAAAUGAAAUCGCUGUCCUUAGGAAAAUUAAACAUCCAAACAUCGUGUCACUGGAAGAUAUUUACGAAAGUUCAACACAUCUCUACUUGGUGAUGCAGCUUGUGUCCGGUGGUGAGCUCUUUGACAGGAUUGUGGACAAAGGCUUCUACACCGAGAAAGACGCCAGCAUGUUGAUCCAGCAGAUCCUAGAUGCUGUCACCUACCUGCAUGAACUGGGUAUCGUGCACAGAGACCUGAAGCCAGAGAAUCUGCUCUACUACAGUGCUGACGAGGAUUCCAAAAUAAUGAUCAGCGAUUUUGGCCUGUCUAAAAUCGAGGGAACUGGGAGUGUGAUGUCAACAGCAUGCGGCACUCCAGGAUAUGUGGCUCCAGAGGUCCUGGCCCAGAAGCCUUACAGUAAAGCAGUCGACUGCUGGUCCAUAGGAGUCAUCUCCUACAUUUUAUUGUGUGGUUAUCCUCCAUUCUACGAUGAAAAUGAUGCAAAGCUCUUUGAGCAGAUUCUAAAGGCCGAAUAUGAAUUUGAUUCUCCAUACUGGGAUGACAUUUCUGACUCUGCCAAAGAUUUUAUUCAACAUCUAAUGGAGAAGGACCCGAAUAAACGUUACACAUGUGACCAAGCUUUGCAACAUCCCUGGAUUGCUGGUGAUACCGCCUUGGAUAAGAACAUCCAUGAGUCGGUCAGCGCACAAAUCAAGAAGAACUUUGCAAAGAGUAAAUGGAAGCAAGCUUUUAAUGCCACAGCCGUUAUACGUCACAUGAGGAAGCUGCACUUGGGCACCAGCCAAGAAGGGUCAGUGCAGAACACGCCAACCAGUCCGUGUGACAGGACACUUGUGCUACCAGGAGGGAAUUCCAAAGACGGUUCACCGUGUGAAGAAUUCCCACUUCCUUCCUCUCCACACUCUGCCGUACAAACGGAACAAAACCUGCUGACCGCCCAUUCUCACAGCUGCCAGUACAACCGAGUCUAAGUCCAGAUGGGGACCAUCGAUGUUCUGGUUGUUGAUGACGUAGUCAAGGCUCAGAGGCAAUUUAAAUGCAACACUCAUUCCAUUCUCAGUACAUGUUACCUGAGAGCCUUGCACUUGGGGGGGGCCUCCUUCUGAAUGCUCUUAACCCUUCCUGUUUGCCAGAAUGUCAAUCCAAUAGAACUCCUCCCACCUGUGAUAUGAUUACUGCUUCUGGGUGUGGGCAAGGUGAUUGCAGGAGUGAUGUUCAGUGGUGGUGACAAUUCGAUCAUAGGCUGUGUUUUAAAUUCCAUAUGUGGAAAAAUAAUUACAGAACAAGUUAAAAGUCAAAUAUCUGUGACAGCCUGAAAAUUGGGACAGGAAUCCUCAUAUUUUAAAUGUUUUAAAUUGAUUUUUUUUUAAAGUUUAAUAGAGAGCAUUGAUAAGAAGAAUUUCUCUUGCCUCACUGAAACCCAAAUGGGUUGCCUAAUCUUUUUCUUUACUUGUUUCGAUGAUUUAUUUGUCAAAGCUAAUCCCAUAGGUUUCUUAUGGUUGGUGACAUCUUAACGCUGCCAAUUCCUUGGAUCCUGUCCGUAAUUUUAAGAGAACAGCCCCAAGUAUCAUGGAAAUGUGUCACAUGAGUCUGACUGGAUAUCGAGGUUCUUUUGUGUAUGUGUAUAUAUUGUGUAAGAUAUGAUAAACUUUGUCAAAUGGUCUCUGAUCAGAUCCAGCGAAGCUCUUUCCAUGUUGGCCUCUGGAUUCCUGAAGCUUCUGAGUUUGCAGUUUGAUAAUGUGACCGUCACGUAUGAUCUUUCUUGAAGUGUCUGAGAUCAUUCUUAUCCAUUUUUAUGUUAAACCUUUAAUCCCUAAUAGUAGUUGGUUUAAAUAUCUUUGUGUUUGCUUGAAAUGUUUCAGAGCCUCUUCUGCGAGAGUUAGUGCUUGUCUGAUCAGUGGAUACUUUUACAAGAACAGUUUCUCAUCCUUUGACACGACAAGUGGCAUUUUAAGUUACUUAAAUUGUGCUGCUUUGGAAAUUAUUCAGACUUGCCAACCAGUGCCAUUUGUUUAAGUUAGUGAGUUUUAUUGAGUUGAAAGAUUAUAGACAGAAACAUAGUUGCUUUAAUUGGGCCUUUUGUACUUGCCUUUUUAUGGAUUAAUAGUAGAUUUCACCAUUUAAAACUGCUGAAAUAGUCAGAUUCACAUUAUGUUGCUUUUAUAUUUAAGAUGCUAAAUGGUUGGAGCUUCAGUGUUGAAUGCUAGAUAAGGUACCAACGAGAAAUGAUUGAUUGACUGCUGUAGAGACCGUAGAUUUUUAUUCGCACUUUGUAAAACAUGGAUGAAAGGGAGGUUUGCAUUCCUGACAGAAACGCCGUCAGAUCAGUUGUGCAUCUCAGUGGUGUUCAGACCAUUUAAAUCUGAGAUAUUUCAGUUCAGUUUAGUUUAUUGUCACGUGUACCGAGGUACAGUGAAAAGCUUUGAUAUUUGAUAUAUCCGCAAGGGAUAGACCACUCUUAAUGUCCGACGAGAUCUAGCUCUGGAAUAUUUUUUACACUACAUAGCAAGCUUUGGUUCUUGGCGAUGAAAUUGCACACUUAAGAAAUUUUAAAAUAUUAAGGGCUAAGUCAUUGAGUUAUGCAGAUUAAAACAAGUCUCCGCUUCCACCCCAGAAUAUGGGCCCCUCAUAAUGUGGACUAAUUGAGACCACGAUUUUCCUACCAUCAAAAAAGAUACAAAGUGCUGGAGUAACUCAGAGGGUCAGGCAGCAUCUCUGGAGAACGUGGGUAGGUGACGUUUUGGGACAGGUCCCUCCUUCAGACUUGACCAUGGUUUUUCCGACCAUGUUGGCUAGAACACAAUAGGAUCCCUUCAAUAGGGGAAAUCAGAAGCGGCUUAAGCAGUGGCCCUGAUUCCAAUUGAGCACACAUUUCCUUGCAAUGUCUUUUACUGAGAGUGCAGUAUAGCUACGGGGGAAGCUAUUGCUGUGGCUAUCAUUUCCGUUGCUUUUUGAUGUGUUGGAUUGUGCUUGCUUGCAAAUAAAUGAUCAGUAAGUCAAUUUCAAUGAUGGCAGCUCACACCACCAAGGGAUCUAGAACUGUAGAGGCUGUAGAGGCUGUAGAGGCUGCUGCCAUCUUGGCACUUUGGACCAGCUGCCACUUCUAAUACACGUUGGGUAAAAGGUGCUACUGCACUCGGGUCUGAACUGUAAAUCCUGGUGCUAAUUCUGUGCAAGUGCAGUGCUUUUAACUGGGUGAAUUAGAUUCUCAUGGCAAACUAGAAAAGACAUGGGUCAAACUCUCCCUAGCAGCAUCCACACCUCAAGGAUUACAGUUCAAGGAUUACAGUUCACUACCACCUUCCUAAGGGCAACUGGAUAUGAGGAAUUAAAUGUGUAGGAAGGAGCUGCAGAUGCUGGUUUAAACCAAAGAUACACACAAAAAGCUGGAGUAAUUCAACGGGUCAGACUGUACCUUUGGAGAAAAGGAAUAGGUGACGUUUCGGGUCUGACUGAUGAAGGGUCUCAACCUGAAAUGUCACAUAUUCCUUUUUCCAGAGAUGCUGUCUGACCUGUUGAGUAACUCCAGCUUUUUGGGUCUAUAAGGAAUUAAAUGUUGGCUGAUGUUGCAAAUCCCACAUCCCUUGAAUGGAUAUACAGA